Funneliformis mosseae is the source of this 219-nucleotide messenger RNA. The record is from the annotation of a GenBank genome assembly. NCBI's taxonomy places the organism in Eukaryota, Fungi, Glomeromycota, Glomeromycetes, Glomerales, Glomeraceae.
AUGGCCAGGGGAAGACAAAAGGAACAAGCUAGAGAAAAGGCUCAGAAACAAGCCGAAAAUAAAAACGGAGGUAAAUCUCAAUUAGGUGCUCGUGCUGCGGGUUUGCAAUUAAAAUGUCCCGUUUGUAAGACCCCUACCGCUAAUUACAAAGUCAUCGUCCAACACAUGGAGGCAAAACAUCCUAAAGAACCCAUACCUCCCGAAUCAGCUUUCCAAUGA